AUGUACGCCGCUCAGAAUAUAACGCCAACAGUUUUGGAUGCCAUGAAUGGAAAUGUUUCCGAAUGGUAUAACGAAUGCGACAAUGCCAUUAGAAGGUCAGAAAUAGUUCCUGGAACUUACGAAUAUACAACUGCUGUUUCUUAUGGAAAUGUAGGUGAGUUUGGUGAAGGUUCUUCAACAACAGUAGAUAUUGCUUGCGACAGGUUUCAUAUAAUUUCUAUUGACAACUCAUUCUUAUACGUGGAACAAGACAUUGAAAUAAAACCUUCUGCCAAGUUGUCUGACAAGAAAGGUUGCAAUGGAAUUUUCUAUGUCGGAUACCAAUAUGCUCCAGAAGUUUUCAUGGGAUAUAAGAUAUAUUCUAACUCUGACUUAGUUCAAACAGUAACAUGGGCAAACUAUGAAUGGUUCGCUUUGAGAAACUCAGUACAACCACAAGCUAGAGAACAAACAGACCAAUAUGCAACUAUUGAGAAAAUAAGAAGACUUGACCCUAACGUUCCAGGAGUUUAUGUUAACCUUUCUGGUUCAGAUGGAAAUGCUGUCACUAAAGUAAAACUGAAACUUAGAGUUCCUUUGUCAUCUUUCCUCAUCUUCAGGUUUUUAAGAUACUUGCCAAACUGGGCAGGAAAAAUUUCUAUUGAACUUACUCCAAGCAAAAAUAACUUAGUCAUUGCACCAACGCAAGACCCAUUCACUCUUACAGAC
Molecule: messenger RNA, 708 nt
Organism: Trichomonas vaginalis G3
Lineage: Eukaryota; Parabasalia; Trichomonadida; Trichomonadidae
Exons: 1
Source: RefSeq, a predicted model, not a curated record